AGGGCCCUCAGCAAGUGCCGAUAACAAAAAAACAAGUGCAAUCAGCUGCAGCCGGUCCUUGACAGUGACAUUGCGAAAGUUCUGUCAGUCGGCUAGCAGCCGCCGAGGCGAGCGGUGGUCCCCACGAUGAUUCUCGCGAUCGCGCACUCAGUGAAAGUUCGUUAGAGAACUGCGAUAUGCGGCGCACGAUCGCCUUUCUGUUUGUGGCGUCAUGGGCAUCCCUGGGCCACGGCUACGACUACGCGUCGUCGUGCGCGCGCCCCGCCCGCGCCGGCCGCCGCGCCCCCGCCGCCCCCUGCGACCUCAGCCGCCACCACUACUGCACCACGCCCGGGACGGGGUACCCCUGGCAUGCUAUCAGGAGAUUCGUGAGGGAGAACCAGGGUUUGAUGAGGAGAAUGUAUGGAGAAGAACGCCAUAUAGCUGUGUUGAAGGCAGAAUUAGAAAAUUUCAUAGAAGAUGACGAAGAAGAAGAAAAGAAAACUGAGGAAUUCUCUGAAGAUAUAAUCAAGACCAAGAUGAUGUACACCAAGAAACACCACGGAGACACGCGUGCCAUGAAGGUCAAACCCCACUUUAGACCAAUCCAAAACACUCCCGACAAAAACAAAAAGUAUGACAAUGAUACUCUCAAAGUAAAACCCCUGAGCAUCACAAAAAAUGCCACCAAAGUGAACAAUACAGACACUGGAAACCGAACUGAAAUAACCAACAAUGAAACAAUCAAUGAAGACAAAGGAAUAUCUUACAAAACUAGGUUGGAAAGCAUAGCUAAUGUUGAAAUUAAUAACUUGGACCCGGACGUGAUAACCCUCGAAGCUGUUAUAAAACAGAGCAUUGAGACUAACAGCAUCAUUCCUAGCUUCCCAAGCACAAAAAGUUCAGCGGCAGACAUAAAUGCUUUAACCAACGACACGGUCAUAGAAAAAGACGUUAAAACUACAACAGAAGUAGUAAAUUCUACAGAUCAGUCUACCGUUAGUAUCGAUCGUGUCGAUGUCGAAGAUGUCACUACCACGGAACCUAAUAAAGAAGAUUGGAAGCCGAUGUCAGGAGACACAUCCACGCUGCCUCCAACGCUUCUAUUCUCAGAACAUGACAAGACCAAGAACGUGGACAAUACGGUGAAGAAAGAAGAGACGGUGAAAGAGGAGUUUCAUCCAAAGCCGGUGCAUCAUCAGGAGACGGUGCGGCCAGCCGUAAUCAAGUUGAGAGGAGCCAACGCAUGCGAGUCUAAAGAAGAGAUGGCGGCCCCGUUCUGGGCCAACAGCACGCGCGGCGAGGUGCUGGCGCUGCUCAACAUGUACCCGUUCGAGCAGUACAUCCACAUGGAGACCUGCGUGCACGAGCGCAAGCAGAUGUACUGCCGGGAGGGAUGCAGAUGCGAGCAACAAUACCGCCUGCACCGCCUCCUCGCCUACGACCCUCGCAAUGAGUGCCGAGGCAUCUUUGCGGACUGGUUCAAGUUCCCCGCCUGCUGCGUCUGCAAGUGCUAUGACGUGCCCCUGGAGUUCCGCGCCCGGUCGCCGAGGAUCCUCCAUCCUCAGUAUGGGGAAGAUGUGAAGAGAGCUAUCUAUGAGGAUGUGGCCAGGGACUGGUAUGCGAGGAGCUUGGAUGAAGAGGAAGACUUGUUAUAGAUCCAGAUGCUACAACAAAUCCCACCUAACAUGUUUACU
Messenger RNA from Plutella xylostella (diamondback moth), 1676 nucleotides. RefSeq names its product Spaetzle domain-containing protein 4 (gene spz4). Gene Ontology annotation, cellular component: extracellular region. Gene Ontology annotation, biological process: innate immune response; central nervous system formation. Gene Ontology annotation, molecular function: growth factor activity; Toll binding. The record is from RefSeq and is a predicted model, not a curated record. NCBI's taxonomy places the organism in Eukaryota, Metazoa, Arthropoda, Insecta, Lepidoptera, Plutellidae.